Gongylonema pulchrum is the source of this 501-nucleotide messenger RNA. Lineage: Eukaryota; Metazoa; Nematoda; Chromadorea; Rhabditida; Gongylonematidae. The record is from the annotation of a GenBank genome assembly.
AUGUACGAUCAGCGAUGCUAUGUUGCGUGUGCUCAGCUAGACGAAGAAAGGAUUAUAGCAUUCGGUGGUUACAACAACUACGAUCGACUGCGAACAGCUGAAAUUUUUCACAUACCAACAAACCAGUGGCACCGACGCUCUGGCGUCGGUGCAGCUAACAUGGAACGAGUGAUUAUUGUGUGUGGAGGUUUCGAUGGUACCAGUCGUCUGCAGUCGUGCGAAUUCCUCGACGAGAGGGAAGGAAAAUGGCACGUGCUAAAGUCCAUGAAUCGACCACGUUCGAAUUUCGGGAUUGAAGUUCUGGGCAAUGAAGUGGUGGUAGCAGGCGGCUACGGCGGUAUCGUCGGUACGAUUGAUGACACCGAAGCAUAUGACUUCCGAGCCAAUGCAUGGAAGGAACUACCGAAAAUGGGGCUGCGCAGAUCGGCCGUUUACCUCACGAAGAUCGAAUAUCAUGACAUUAUCGAAGCAUUCGUACGGCCAAAACCUCUUAACUACUAA